This is a messenger RNA of Rattus norvegicus (Norway rat), 1471 nucleotides long. It is a transcript of the gene Gcat, whose product is annotated as glycine C-acetyltransferase. The record is from RefSeq and is marked provisional. Gene Ontology annotation, molecular function: pyridoxal phosphate binding; 5-aminolevulinate synthase activity; glycine C-acetyltransferase activity. Gene Ontology annotation, cellular component: nuclear speck; nucleoplasm; nucleus. NCBI's taxonomy places the organism in Eukaryota, Metazoa, Chordata, Mammalia, Rodentia, Muridae. Gene Ontology annotation, biological process: L-threonine catabolic process; response to cobalt ion.
GAUGUGGGUCAACUUCUUGUGGCGCGCGGCGCUGUCCCCCGGCCGCCGUGCUCACUCAGCGCUGGCUCAGCUGCGCUGCGUCCUGGACCGCGAGCUGGAAGGGAUCCGCGGAGCCGGCACCUGGAAGAGUGAGCGGGUGAUCACGUCCCGCCAGGGACCGUGUAUCCGCGUGGAAGGCAUCUCCGGAGGAAUCCUCAACUUCUGUGCCAAUAACUACCUGGGCCUGAGCAGCCACCCUGAGGUGAUCCAGGCAGGUCUGCAGGCUCUGGAGGAGUUUGGAGCUGGCCUCAGUUCUACUCGCUUUAUAUGUGGGACCCAGAGCAUCCAUAAGAAUCUAGAAGCCAAGAUAGCCCGCUUCCACCAGCGCGAGGACGCCAUCCUCUAUCCCAGCUGUUUUGAUGCCAACACUGGCCUAUUUGAGGCUCUGCUGACCCCAGAGGAUGCAGUUCUGUCAGAUGAGCUGAACCACGCUUCCGUCAUCGACGGCAUCCGACUGUGCAAGGCCCACAAGUACCGUUACCGCCACCUGGACAUGGCUGACUUGGAAGCUAAGCUGAAGGAGGCUCAGAAGCACAGGCUGCGCCUGGUGGCCACGGAUGGAGCCUUCUCCAUGGAUGGUGAUGUCGCUCCCCUACAGGAGAUCUGCCGCCUUGCUGCUCAAUAUGGUGCCCUGGUCUUUGUGGAUGAAUGCCACGCCACUGGCUUUCUUGGGCCCACUGGAAGAGGCACAGAUGAGCUGCUAGGUGUGAUGGACCAGGUCACCAUCAUCAACUCCACUCUGGGGAAGGCGCUGGGUGGAGCAUCAGGAGGCUACACCACGGGGCCUGAGCCGCUGAUCUCCCUGAUGCGGCAGCGUUCUAGGCCCUACCUCUUCUCCAACAGCCUGCCCCCUGCUGUUGUUGGCUGUGCUUCUAAGGCCCUGGACCUGCUCAUGGAGAGUAAUACCAUCGUUCAGUCCAUGGCCGCCAAGACCCGGCGGUUCCGAAGUAAGAUGGAAGCCGCCGGCUUCACUAUCUCAGGAGCUGAUCACCCCAUCUGUCCUGUGAUGCUUGGUGAUGCCCGGCUGUCCUCUCAAAUGGCUGAGGACAUGCUAAAGAAAGGUAUCUUUGUCAUUGGAUUUAGCUACCCUGUGGUCCCGAAGGGCAAGGCCCGGAUCCGGGUGCAGAUCUCAGCCGUACACAGUGAGGAAGACAUCGACCGCUGUGUGGAGGCCUUUGUGGAGGUGGGGAAGCUGCACGGAGCUCUGCCCUAGGCUCAGACCAGAGGCUCUGACUCAACCCAGAGUUCUAGAGCCUGGUUAAAAAUGGGCCUGUAGGGGUUGGGGAUUUAGCUCAGUGGUAGAGCGCUUGCCUAGGAAGCGCAAGGCCCUGGGUUCGGUCCCCAGCUCCGAAAAAAAGAACCAAAAAAAAAAAAAAAAAAAAAAGGCCUGUACCUGUGGUUAGAGAGACAACAAUGUGGAAAUUGACUUUGA